AGAAGUCUGCAGACAAACAAAUCCACUCUGACAUUCAUGCCCGCUCCAAAACACACGACUAGGUGAACCCGCGACCAAUCCAAUCGAUUAUCCCACAACCAUGUCCUUGACGCAAGAGUUGGCAUCAUGGAUGUCCCCGAAGAAGCUGGACUUGGGAAGCCCGCCGAAAGUGGGAGACUCCGCCCCGAGCACCGACUUGCUGGAGUUUCCCAGGGCCGACGAGAGGCCGGCCGUGGUCGUGUUCCUCAGGCAUUGCGGUUGUCCAUUCGCCGAGAAAUCCUUCCGCGUCCUUCGCGAAGCCGCCUCGGCGAACCCGGAUGUCGCCUUCGUCGCCGUCUCGCACUCGUCGGCGUCGCACACGAAGAAGUGGGUGUCCGAGGUCGGGGGCCCCGGCGGCGACGCGAACCCCGUCGGGGUCGUCACCGACGAGGGGCGCGACGUCUAUGCCCGAUGGGGCCUCGGCGCGUCAAGCUUCCUGCACGUCCUCAGCCCGAGCGCGCUGUCGAGCGUGUUCAAGCUGGCGCGGGAGGAGGGCAUCGCCAACAGGCCCACCGAGAGCGGUAGCCGAUGGCAGACUUCGGGGGCUUGGGCCGUGGACGGGAGAGGAGGCGUGACUUGGGGCGGUCCAGCUCAGACGGCGUCCGAGAUCCCCAACGUCGAGGAGGCAUUGUCGUCGCUACGCUAACGGACCUCUGUUCACGAUGUAUUACUUUGUUCAUGUGUUAGAUAUUUAU
Colletotrichum navitas is the source of this 734-nucleotide messenger RNA. RefSeq lists its product as uncharacterized. The record is from RefSeq and is a predicted model, not a curated record. Bases 101 to 685 code for a protein of 194 amino acids. The transcript is spliced from 2 exons. NCBI's taxonomy places the organism in Eukaryota, Fungi, Ascomycota, Sordariomycetes, Glomerellales, Glomerellaceae.